Linum trigynum is the source of this 1557-nucleotide messenger RNA. The record is from the annotation of a GenBank genome assembly. NCBI's taxonomy places the organism in Eukaryota, Viridiplantae, Streptophyta, Magnoliopsida, Malpighiales, Linaceae.
ACCGUUUGAAAAAUGAAGAAGGCUUCUGGAGAAAGUGCAAUUUAUUUAUCAAACUGUUACACUAAGAAAGUGCAAUGGCAGAUUCUGGAGAUCACAAAGUGGGAAGAAGGAACCCUCAAGUCUGAGAGAUUCGUCGCCGGCGAUUGCGAAUGGAUCAUCGUUGCCAAGUUAAAGAACGUUUGCGGUGAAGAUUAUCUCUCUCUAUUUCUGCGUUGUUGUACCGAUAAGGGAGCAAGGGACUACGGUUGUCGAGACAUUUUCGCCGAUUACAGCUUCAUCGUCGUCAACCGAUUGUGGGGAGCCGAAUCAUUAAUCGAAGGUGGGAAACGCCAUUUUAGAGUAGGUGGGAAAGGCUGGGGAUUCAAAUCUUUGAUUCGACUGGGAGAUCUUCUCAAGCCCCUCAAAGGGUUCCUUGUGAAUGAUGAUAUCCUUAUUCGAGCUCAUGUUUCUACAGUUAAACAAGAAUCGACAUGGUUGUCUGACCUUGAUGAUAGAACCCAGGAGGAAUACACACCUGGAACUCAUCAUCAGGCAGGAGCAGCAGCAAUAGCAGCAGCUGCGGAUUCUGAUACAACUGAAGAAACGGACAUUGGUUCUGAGGCACCAUUAAUUCGAGCUCAUGUUUCUAAAGGACAUGCUUUGCUGCAGGAAGAAUCGACAUGGUUGUCUGAUUUUGAGGAUAGAACCCAGGAGGAAGACACACCUCGAACUCGUCAUCAGGCAGGAGCAGCAGCAGCAGCGGAUUUUGAUACAACUGAAGAAACGGAUAUUAAUUCUGAGGCAUCUGCUGAUCACCAAGAAGAAGAGGAAGAAGCAUCGGAUUCUGACACAUCUGAAGAAACGGAGAUGAAUUUUGAUGCACCUGCUGAUCACCAAGAAGAAGAGGAAGAAGCAUCGGAUUCUGACACAUCUGAAGAAACGGACAUGAAUUCUGAUGCCCCUGCUGAUCACCAAGAAGAAGAAGAAUAAGCAUCGGAUUCUGACACAGCUGAAGAAACGGACAUGAAUUCUGAUGCACGUGCUGAUCACCAUCAACAACCUAAUGGCGUCAUAGCUGGAUCCAUCGCGGAACCAAUGAAUGAGAGGCUCUCCUCCGGACGCAGAAUUGAUUGUGUAGCUCAUCAGGAUCCUGAAAGGCUUCAGGCUACCACUUUAUCAGGUCAAGAGGUACCAUUAAGAUUAUUGCUGGACACAAGUUACUGCAUGCUUUCUUAAUUAUCAGUGAGCAGGUACGAGAUGGUUAAUGUCAUAUUUGCAAGGCCAAAUCUUUGAUGUACACCAUCCAAUAUAGCAAUUUGGAUUAAGGAUUCUGGGUUUGCAGAAUAUACCAUUUCUUGCUGCGGGGCUCGGAAAAAGGGUGUGGUGUAUGUGCAUAUAUGCUUGUUGAAUAUUUGUAGUUUAGGAGCAAGAUUUCGCUUUAGUUUCACUCAAGAUUAAGGUCAAAAGACUCAACAAUUCACUCUAAUCUAGUUUACUAAUAUCUGUACAAAAACUUUAUUAUAUACUUAAUGAGCAACAAAGAAACCUAAUUCCUUUCUAUAAAUAGAAUACUUUCCU